GAGGGGGCGGCUGUUGUCGGCUGCCAGCCUCGCAGCCCUUCCCGGGGGCAGCUGCAGAGACGGGGUGGGGGGAAGGCGGGAGCGGUGUUGCACCCCAGACCAUCCCGCUGGGGGGAAGCGGCUCUUCCCUGCCCUUCGUCACCUGUCCCCCCCUCCCCACACACGUACCCAGCGGCGACGGGCCGGGGGGCGGCGGCCGCCCUGUCUGGCGAGCACCGGGCCCAGGCUCUCCGCAGGACCGCGGAACUUCCUCAGGCUGAGAGGCGCUCCGUAGCGCCGGCACCAACCGCAGCGCCAGGAGGCUUUCCAGGGGAGGCUCGGGGAUUCUAGUGCAUGAAGGACGUAAAUGAUAAUCCCAGAGGACCAUCUGUCCUGGAGCAGGCGUUGGAACCAAGUUACUAUGUGACUGAAAGGACUGAGUGCAAGUCAGAUGGUUGUUCCCGUCCAGCUGUUAUGGAGUCAGUGGAUGAAGCUGAAGGAGAGCUGAGCAGGAAGGAGCAGUCCCUGAAAGCCUCCCAGAAAACAACAGUGCUCGGUUGGCCUCCCCCGUGGAAUGGAUUAAUACCUGGACACAGCAUGUAUCUGUUUGUCCUCUCACAGAUACUGCUUCUCUGCAUGAUGCUGUGGUACAGCACUUACGGGACCAUCCCAGCAGCUCAGAAUGCCUUUGACCUGCUCGCUUACUUGCUUACCCCAUUUAAACAGGCUUUUUCAGGGGAGAGCCUGACUACAGUUGGGAGUGUUGUGGUGUCAUACAUCCUGCUGUCUUUGGCUUCUCUAGGACUGCUAUUUGUAGGAUCUCUGUUUUGGCACCUCCUCAGAGCCCCUCCAGACCCCCCGUUUCCACUGCAAGAGGACAGACGGCAGUCUGUGAGCCGGCAGCCUUCCUUCACAUACUCAGAGUGGACAGAGGAUAAAAAUGAAGAUGACUUCCUAGAUCUGGAUCCCGUACCAGAGACUCCAGUCUUUGACUGCGUCAUGGACAUUAAAGCGGAGACAGACCCAGCUACUCUGACGGUUAAAUCCGUGGGCUUGCAAGAAAGGAGAGGUUCAAAUGUUUCACUCACACUGGAUAUGUGCACCCCAGGCUGCUCCGAGCAAGGCUUUGGCUAUGUCAUGUCCCCACGGGAACAGUCAGCCCGGGAAUACCUCCAGACAGCCUCAAACAUCCUGACUGAAGAGGAGCUGCACAAGAAGGCACUGGAUCCUUUCAUACUGCAGGCAGAGUUCUUUGAAAUUCCAAUGAACUUUGUUGAUCCAAAGGAAUAUGAUAUUCCAGGCCUAGUGCGUAAGAAUCGCUACAAAACAAUUCUCCCAAAUCCUCACAGCAGAGUGUGCCUUACCUCAGCUGAUCAGGACGACCCCCUCAGCUCUUACAUCAAUGCUAACUACAUCAGGGGCUAUGGAGGAGAGGAAAAGGUAUAUAUUGCUACUCAGGGACCGAUAGUUAAUACUGUCACUGACUUCUGGAGAAUGGUGUGGCAGGAGCGUUCUCCCAUCAUUGUCAUGAUUACCAAUAUAGAAGAGAUGAAUGAGAAAUGCACAGAAUAUUGGCCAGAGGAACAGGUCACCUAUGAAGGAAUAGAAAUCACAGUUAACAGAGUCAUACAAGCAGACGAUUACCGUUUAAGGCUCAUCACCCUAAAGAAAGGAGAAGAAGUCAGAAACCUGAAACAUUACUGGUAUACGUCUUGGCCAGACCAGAAGACACCAGACCAGGCCCCUCCUCUGCUACAGCUAGUACUGGAAGUGGAAGAGGCCAUGCAGAGCUCAGAGGAGAAGAAUGCCCCAAUGAUUGUUCACUGCAGUGCAGGCAUCGGGAGGACUGGUUGCUUUAUUGCCACAAGUGUCUGCUGUAAACAGCUGAGGAACGAGGGCAUAGUUGACAUUUUGCGAACAGCCUGCCAGUUACGGUUAGACAGGGGAGGAAUGAUCCAGACUUGUGAACAGUAUCAAUUUGUGCAUCAUGUCAUGAGCUUGUACGGAAAGCAGCUUUCUAGAGCAGCAGAAGAAUAAGUGUUCAUGAUAUUCCUAAAGGCUAAAGCCAGGAGAACUUUUGACUGCGCUCAGAUAUAUUUCAGAUCUGAUAAGAGACACAUGGUAACCUGGCUGUCUUAGCUGGAAAGAUAUUAUUUUACUUUGAUAUUGCUUUUAUGCUCUUGUUUGCAUUGACAUUAAAGAGCUGAGGUACACCUUGUCUUAAACAUAUGUGACAGGACAUAAUCUUCACCAAAAAAGGCUUAUUUAUACUGUAAAUAAUUAUAGUAGCUUCAUUUGUUACAAAAGCAAGGAAAAAAACAGAAAAAAAUCCACUGUCUUCAGUUUGUUCUUUUUUAAAAGGUCAUUGCUAAUAUAUCCAAAUACAGUGUGAAACUUUUUGAAUUGUCAUGCUGAAAUGUGCCGUAUGUUGACUAAGCUUGAAAGUAAAUUUUUGCCUCUUUCUGAUUGUUUUUACAUAUAAAAUUACCGAAUACUGUGUGUAUCGUAAACCUUCUGAGCCUCUGCAUUGAAAGACUCAAGUAGAUUUGCAUUGAAAUGAUGUUUCACACAUCAUGUUUGCUUGUUUAUUUUUUCUAAAGCAGUCCACUACCAGUGUUAUCUGAACUAGGGGGGAAACAAGAUUUCAAUGACAUGAGUCAAAUUCUUGCCUCGAAUUCUUACCAGCAGUGUACCCCAGUAUCAUCACAGUGGGGUCAAUCUCAGUAGACAUUAAUCUGAGCAUAAAUUCUUUGUGCUUUACCUUUUCUUUGUCAAUAUUUGGGCAUCUUAGUCAUCUGGCAAACAGAUUGUAUUUCUGCAAAUAGUUUCUAUUUUUACGUAGAAGAGAAUUUCUCCUGAAAUCUGAGAUUCAAAAUCAGGUGAGGAAUUUUUUUAGUUCAUCUUUAUUAAAAAUCUAAUAAUAAAAUCACUUUUAUUCUAUGAAUUUAUACUUGUUUCAAAGUUUUGAGGGUAACCAUGUGUCCAGUGCCUAUUAAAAUUAAUGCAAAUCCUAAAGGCAACUUAAAAAAAAAAAUCAAUGUGAACUUGUUGGCUGCUUUGUGAAAAAUUUGCCCUCAAACCAAAUUUAGACAAUAAUUAGCCCAUUCUAACCACUGAUCCAGGCAACAGUGUUUCCUUUCCAAUAAUAAAGACUGCUGCCUGUGCUUUUUGGUUUAGACUUCAAUCAGGCUGGGAAGAUUGUAGUUUGUGUUCAAUACUUAGAGGUGAGCACACGUUUUAGUGCUUCACUGAGCAGAGAGAAAUGGAGGUACGCAGGAUCCUUAAUAUGAAGAAUGAGUGUAUUGUGAAUAGGAGCUCUGAUGACCUACUAAAAAUAUAUUUGCUUCUCUUUAUUUCUAACAAUAACCAAAACCCACUGUUUCGAUUAGUGCAGAAGAUUCUGAGAAUUUACUGCACUUCCUAAUCAGGAGAAGGUAAAGCAGCUCUCAGAACAAUAAGGGCUGAUCCUGCUCCCACUGAUGUUUUGCCAUUGACGUCAGCAGGUGCAGGGUAAGGCCUGAAAUGUUACAUCUACAACUUCAUCACUGUGGGGAAAAAGUUUCCCAAUAUUUCAGUACACAUCUUUGUGUUUAUUCUGUAUCCAUGAACCUGUAAAAAUCCUGUCUGCAGGGUUUGCAUGAAUGUGUGGCAAAACGUGUUAUCUUUAAACCACUUAAUUUUAUUGCUGUAUUUAAAAUAUUUCCUUCAGUGAGAAGCUAGCAGAAAGAACUGGCAUUCUUUUUUAAAAUACUGGUGAUAGUCUUUAAAGAGAGCAAUAAACUUAAGCUUUUGAGCAUAA
This is a messenger RNA of Passer montanus (Eurasian tree sparrow), 3778 nucleotides long. RefSeq names its product protein tyrosine phosphatase non-receptor type 5 (gene PTPN5). Gene Ontology annotation, biological process: protein dephosphorylation. Gene Ontology annotation, molecular function: protein tyrosine phosphatase activity. The record is from RefSeq and is a predicted model, not a curated record. NCBI's taxonomy places the organism in Eukaryota, Metazoa, Chordata, Aves, Passeriformes, Passeridae. Bases 334 to 2016 code for a protein of 560 amino acids. The transcript has 15 exons.